Prorocentrum cordatum is the source of this 979-nucleotide messenger RNA. The record is from the annotation of a GenBank genome assembly. NCBI's taxonomy places the organism in Eukaryota, Dinophyceae, Prorocentrales, Prorocentraceae.
CUCCGCCGCCAUCGUCGCCGCCGGGAACCCCGCGGCUGAGGGGGCCACGCCAGGCGACGCCGCUGAGGCCGCUCGCAGGAGAGUCUUGCAGAUCUGGACGCUGACGACCGACGCAGGGCCGGAUGAGGUGAAAGCCCGCGCGCUGUUCAUAGGCAUGGCGAUGGCCCGCCAGCCGAGCACGCUCUUCUUGGACGCCAACUGCGUGGCGCAUCAGUUCCAGCUGUGUGUCAAGGACCAUCUGAAGUUCAUGGACCAGUUCCUGAAAGAUAUGGGCGCCGAGUUCUUCUUCUGGUCUAGCGUUGCCAAAGUGAUGCACUGCUGGAGAAACGACGCAGUCAAGUUGUUCAAGAUUUGGGCCGAGCUGUAUGGCCCCGCGGCGGCAGUGUCAGCUGGGGUUCCAGAUGCUGACCGGAGCAGCGGGAUCACGGAUAUCAGCGGCGAGGAGUCCAAGCUCUAUUCAGAGAAGAUGUCCCGCUGGGCCAAGGAUGUCCUCACGGCGCUGCACGACGACAGUCUCUGGAUUGCAGUCCGAGUCUCCACUUGUAUCCGGGGCCCGCUUGAUCACCUUUUGCAUUUUCUUCAGAAGGGCCGAUCGGUUGGGAGCGAGGUGCAGAAUCUCGGUUUGCUCGUGUAUGGCGAAGCUGCCAGGAUUGGACGCGGAUUUGACGACAUGUUGUCUUCGGACUUCCCCGACGUGAUGACCGGGGUGCCGCCGGAGAGUCGUGCCGCGGUCAGUCGGUGCAUGCGGCGCGGUGUAUUAGCUGCAGCAAGUAAUUACGAUUUUCGCAUCGUCCGCCCCUGCUCAGAAUGCCCGCUGAAGCUCCUCCUCCUCUGCAAGUCGCCCGCCGACAAGUGCUGCCGCGAGAGGGCCGAGGUGGCCCGGGAGUUGCUGGGCGGCAACCCUGAUGAGCUGCACGUCGCCGCUGCCGCGGUGAAGCGCUUAUUCCCGGCGGAGCUCCAGGCAGUGGUGGGCAAGUAA